CCCCCUCCUCUUCUCCUCCGCCGCAUCAGCAAUCUCUCUUUCUACUAGGGUCUCUUCUACCAGCGAUUCUUCCCCUCCCACCGUCCAAGCAGGGCCGGCGAGAUGUCCUCCCCCGACGAGGACCCGCCGACGGAGCCCGAGCGGUGGAGGGAUCUGGACAUGCUCCUCUCCCGCCCCGGCAACCUCGUCCACGCCGACUUCAACCCCAGCCCCGGGCUGCGGGACUCGCUGGGGAGCCUCGUGGAGGUGCUGGUGGUGGGCGCGGGCGGGCUGGGGUGCGAGCUCCUCAAGGACCUGGCGCUCUCCGGAUUCAAGAACAUCCACGUCAUCGACAUGGACACCAUCGACGUCUCCAACCUCAACCGCCAGUUCCUCUUCAGGGUUCAAGAUGUUGGGAAGUCCAAGGCUGAAGUUGCUGCAAAGAGGGUUAUGGAGCGAGUUAGUGGAGUGAACAUUGUUCCACAUUUCUGUAGGAUUGAAGAUAAAGAGAUAGAGUUCUACAGUCAAUUCUCGAUAAUUGUUCUUGGUCUAGAUUCAAUUGAAGCUCGAAGCUAUAUCAAUUCCGUGGCGUGUGGUUUCUUAGAGUAUGACUCAGAUGACAAGCCAAUCCCUGAGACGCUUAAACCUAUGGUCGAUGGUGGGACUGAAGGUUUCAAAGGUCAUGCUAGAGUCAUCAUACCUGGGACAACACCUUGUUUUGAAUGCAACAUAUGGCUUUUCCCUCCCCAGGUCAAAUUUCCCUUAUGUACACUUGCUGAGACUCCGAGAACUGCAGCUCAUUGCAUUGAAUAUGCUCAUUUGAUCAAAUGGAAUGAGGUUCAUCCUGGGAAACCUUUUGAUGCUGAUGAUGCAGAACAUAUGCAGUGGAUUUACUCAGAGGCUUUAAAGAGAGCAGAACUUUUUGGUAUUUCUGGAGUUACAUAUUCGUUUACCCAGGGUGUUGUCAAGAAUAUCAUCCCAGCCAUUGCUUCAACAAAUGCAAUUGUUUCUGCUGCAUGUGCGUUGGAAGCUCUUAAGCUUAUCUCUGGGUGCAGCAAAACUGUGUCGAAUUAUCUCACGUAUAACGGCCUUGAUGGAACACACAUUAAUGUAAGCGAAUUUGCAAGAGAGAAAGACUGCCUUGUAUGUGGACCUGGUACCCUUAUUGAACUUGGGACAUCGACUACCCUCUCAGAGUUCAUCAAGAUGCUUGAAGAGCACCCCAAGCUGCUAAUGUCGAGGGCUAGCGUAACACACGAAGGCGAUAACCUCUACAUGCAGGCACCUGAAGUCCUAGAGCAGAUGACGCGACCAAACCUGGGUGUCCCAAUGUUUGAGCUACUCAAAGGAGCUGCACGCACGACUGUGCAUGUAACUGGAAUGGCAGAAAACAACGGGAAGAAAGUAUCCUCUCUGAGGAAGCUGCGUGUUACUUUCAAGGGCGUCGAGGAAUCUUCGAAAAUGGAUGAGAGUUCUUGAUACUAGUUUAUAGCUAUGGCUUUCAAGAACUGAGAAUUAACCAAUUGUACCGGGGGGACCGAAGUGCUUAGAGAUAAAAUGCACACCACAUUCAAAACUGUUUAUUUGUUUAAAUGAAAUUGGCUAAAAAAAGAGAAAAUGACAUGUAUACAUUCUCACAAGCAAUUCACAAGUCCGGACGCGACUCCCAGUUGGGUGCCCGGGAGGGGGUCAAAUCGGUGCUGACGUCAGCAUGAUGUCAGCGUCACGCAUAUGUGUAAAACCACUUUAAACUAUUUUUUUUCUCUUAAAUUACUUAUCCAAAUCA
Oryza sativa Japonica Group (Japanese rice) is the source of this 1765-nucleotide messenger RNA. Its product is annotated as NEDD8-activating enzyme E1 catalytic subunit. Gene Ontology annotation, molecular function: NEDD8 activating enzyme activity. Gene Ontology annotation, biological process: protein neddylation. The record is from RefSeq and is a predicted model, not a curated record. Gene Ontology annotation, cellular component: cytoplasm; nucleus. NCBI's taxonomy places the organism in Eukaryota, Viridiplantae, Streptophyta, Magnoliopsida, Poales, Poaceae.